Molecule: messenger RNA, 543 nt
Organism: Dovyalis caffra
Lineage: Eukaryota; Viridiplantae; Streptophyta; Magnoliopsida; Malpighiales; Salicaceae
Source: the annotation of a GenBank genome assembly
AUGAAUAACAAAGGAGGCGUCUCAAUGGCAGGAGGUGGAGGUGGAGGAUCAUCAGGAACAGCAACAACAAGUUCUUGGGUAUCACCAACGUCAGUUUCAACAUCAGGGAAAAGAAUACAAAGAGAAAUGGCUGAACUUAACAUGGACCCACCUCCUGAUUGCUCUGCUGGACCCAAAGGUGAUAAUCUUUACCAUUGGAUCUCCACCAUUAUUGGGCCUCAAGGAACUCCAUACCAAGGCGGGAUAUUUUUCCUCGACCUAAUGUUUCCAAGUGAUUAUCCAUUCGAACCUCCGAAGGUAGUAUUCAAAACUCGUAUCUACCAUUGCAAUGUUGAUUCCACUGGCAACCUUAGUUUGGACAUCCUGAAGGAUAGUUGGAGUCCAGCUCUUACAAUUACUAAAGUGCUACUUGCAAUCAGAUCAAUUUUCACUCACCCUGAUCUGUAUAAUCCUCUUAUCCCUAGCAUUGCCUACUUGUACUCUGCAGAUAGAGCAAAACAUGAUGAACUAGCUGCAGAGUGGACACUGCGAUUUGCCAAGUGA